Messenger RNA from Gaeumannomyces tritici R3-111a-1, 495 nucleotides. RefSeq lists its product as hypothetical. Bases 1 to 495 code for a protein of 164 amino acids. Lineage: Eukaryota; Fungi; Ascomycota; Sordariomycetes; Magnaporthales; Magnaporthaceae. The record is from RefSeq and is a predicted model, not a curated record. The transcript has 3 exons.
AUGGGGAGGGAAGAGGAGGAGAAGCGCGAAGCGCCGAACCGCGACGCGGAAGAAAAGGUGGCGUCUUAUCGCAUGGGCCAUUUCGCGGCGCGUGCUCACGUGCAUGCCUGCGGCAUGCGGGUUCCUACGUCGACUUGCUGUCGGCGGUGGACACUUAACCGAUCUCUCCAUAUGUAUGGUGUCGGCAGCGGCGUCGUGGCCCGUUCCACCUGUAGUAACAAAAGCUGCAAGCCCUGGUCCAGCGGUCUGGUCGCUAUCAAUAUUAAGGGCAGCCCAAACAGUGGCUAUUACCACGCCGAAGUUUUUGAUCAGUGCUGCAAAGCCUGCAAACAACUCGGCGCCUUGGAGCUGGACGAGACCGUUUAUGUCGAGCGAGUCGCGCGCCGGCUCAAGAUCUGGGCGGGGAUGCCGUUGGAGGCGCCUGUUCUCUCGGCAAAGACGAGCAAGCCUCACGAGCGUAGGCUUUGCGAGGGCUGCAAGAGGGGCUACUGUUAG